CAGAUUUUCUACUCGAGCCGCACCAACAUUGCGCAAAGACUGGGCAAUAGGAUACGAGGUUUCCUUUUGCGGGGCUUCACAAACCUAUCGCCUACGAGCGUGCCUUGAUGUCUAUCUGGACUGUGCUGAAAUUGCUCAAGGGUCGUUCAUUCGACGGCGAGAGGCAGAAAAGUAGAGAACCCCGAAUCCCUUCAAAACCAAACCAUCUACUCACCUUUGACCAUUCCCGCCCUCUAGCAUCGUUGGCACUGGACAUGCAGACGAAGAUGGCUUGCUGCGAGUUUCGCCUUCCCUCGCAUUAAAAUGUAGUCACGUGUGUCGAAACGCGAAAAGUCCACCUGGCGCCGCUCCCCGCGUCCACCCCCGGCUCCUCCUUCCAUCAUCAACACAGCUCCACCUCCCCAAUACCAGCCCCAACGACAGAAGCGCGCAGCACGCAAGCCGGCUUUCGAUACCAAUCCAAAAUGGCGGAUAACAGCGCAACUACCCAGGGCUCUGCCCAGCAGCCUUCUGACCCCAAGGGCAAGGGCAAAGCUACGGAGCCUGAGUCUCACGAUGCGAGCAUGGAGGAGGCUGAUGACAGUUCGAGCGAGGAGGAAGUUGAUGAGGACGCGCCCGUUGUUGACGAGGAAGACGCCGACAACAUGGAAGAAAUUGACCCCGAAAACAUCAUUAGUGAUGGUCGCCGCACCCGUGGUCGUAAGAUCGACUUCGCGAAGGCCGCACAGGAGUUGCCUGAAGAAGACGACGAAGACGACGACGAUGAUGACUUCGAGGCCGCUGACGACGACAAGAUGGAAGAGUAA
Amorphotheca resinae ATCC 22711 is the source of this 806-nucleotide messenger RNA. RefSeq lists its product as hypothetical. NCBI's taxonomy places the organism in Eukaryota, Fungi, Ascomycota, Leotiomycetes, Helotiales, Amorphothecaceae. The transcript is spliced from 3 exons. The record is from RefSeq and is a predicted model, not a curated record. Bases 465 to 806 code for a protein of 113 amino acids.